AUGCUGAUAAUCGAUCGAUUAGUUCCACUUUCACUUCUGUUGUAUCAUCAAUAUUUGAAUAACCUGCAAUCCGUCUCUUGCUCCAACUUCAACCACUCUGAACCGAUUCAAUGCUGUGGAAUGCUGCUACAAAAAAGCAUCCCAUACUUGAGAAGAUGUCGAAAUAUAAGUGUAUCCAUCAGGAACCAUCGAGAAGUUCCAGGAAUAUCCAAUCAGAAUGUGAUAUCAAAAAGGCUGCCACUCUCGGUUCCUCUUCCUAUGGAGAAUAAGAAAGUUUCAACACCAAAAGGAGCACUGUCAAUUGGAAGAAACUCUAAAUUAACACAGCUAUCUAAUGGAUUGAAAGUAUGCACUGAAAACACUUAUGGAGACUUCGUCACGGUUGGUGUCGCUGUAGAUAGUGGAUGUCGAUUUGAAAACGGAUUUCCAUUCGGAAUCUCACGAGUAGUAGAGAAACUGGCUUAUAAUUGCUCCGAAAACUUCCGAAACCGCGACGAUGUUUAUGCUCAACUGGAAGAAAACAGUGGAAUAGUCGAUUGUCAAAGUACCCGAGAUACGAUGAUGUAUGCUGCAUCAUGUCAUGUUGAUGGGACUGAUUCUAUUAUAAGUGUACUAUCCGACACCGUUUUGAGGCCAAUUGUAGAUGAAAACAGUUUAGAACAAGCAAAGUUAACUGUCUCAUAUGAAAACAAGGAUCUGCCAAAUCGAAUUGAAGCUAUUGAAAUUCUUCUGACUGAUUAUAUUCAUCAAGCAGCAUUCCAACAUAAUACUAUCGGAUAUCCAAAGUUUGGUUUAGAUUCAUUGGAUAAGAUUCGAGUUUCUGAUGUUUAUGGAUUUUUGAGUAGAGUACACACACCUGAUAGAAUGGUUGUUGGAGGAAUCGGUGUGGAUCAUGACGAAUUCGUCUCCAUUAUCUCUCGCCAUUUCGAAUCGAAACAACCCAUUUGGAACAGUCAACCGAAUCUACUUCCUGCAAAAAUCCCACAAAUUGACGAAUCACGUUCACAAUACACUGGUGGAGAAGUUAGGAUUCAGAAGGAUUUGUUAUCAUUGACAGUUGGAAAACCGUACCCAAUGUUGGCUCAUGUGGUUCUUGGAUUAGAAGGCUGCAGUUAUAAGGAUGAGGAUUUCGUGGCGUUUUGUGUGCUGCAGUCGUUGCUUGGCGGAGGUGGAGCUUUUUCAGCCGGAGGACCAGGCAAAGGAAUGUACGCCCGAAUGUACACUGAACUCAUGAAUCGUCAUCACUAUAUAUACAGUGCUAUUGCUCAUAAUCAUUCGUACAGUGACAGUGGAGUAUUCACAUUGACUGCAAGUACUCCACCAGAAAACAUAAAUGAUGCAUUGAUUCUUCUCGUUCAACAAGUUCUUCAACUUCAACAUGGUGUAGAAAUGUCGGAAUUGGCUAGAGCAAGAACACAGUUGAGAAGUCAUUUGAUGAUGAAUCUGGAAGUUAGGCCUGUGCUUUUUGAAGAUAUGGUUAGACAAGUCCUUGGACAUGGAGUAAGAAAACACCCAGAAGAAUACGCGGAGAGAAUUGAAAAAGUGAGCAACGUUGAUAUUGUACGAGUAGCCGAACGUCUCUUGUCAUCAAAACCAUCACUUGUCGGAUAUGGCGAUCUCACAAAACUUGGAGAUUAUAUAUCAUUAGAUCAGGCUCUUGCUAAAAGAGACUUGAAAUAUUUGUUCAAAAGAUAG
This is a messenger RNA of Caenorhabditis remanei, 1695 nucleotides long. RefSeq lists its product as uncharacterized. Gene Ontology annotation, molecular function: metal ion binding. NCBI's taxonomy places the organism in Eukaryota, Metazoa, Nematoda, Chromadorea, Rhabditida, Rhabditidae. The coding region runs from base 1 to 1695 and encodes 564 amino acids. Gene Ontology annotation, cellular component: mitochondrion. The transcript is spliced from 7 exons. The record is from RefSeq and is a predicted model, not a curated record.